AUGGCUCCCCUCACUGUUGAGCUGUCCACACCUGUUACUGGUAACUACCAGCAGCCCAUCGGCCUCUUCAUCGACGGCAAGUGGACCGAGGGUGUCGACAAGCAGAAGUUCGAGGUCAUCAACCCCUCCACCGAGGAGGUCAUCACCUCCGUCUGCGAAGGUACUGAGAAGGAUAUCGACUUGGCCGUUACUGCUGCUCGCAAGGCUUUCGACGGCGAAUGGAAGAACACCUCACCUCAGGCUCGAGGCAACUACCUUCUCAAGCUUGCCGACCUUGCUGAGAAGAACCUCGAUCUCCUUGCUGCUGUUGAGUCUCUCGACAACGGAAAGUCUAUCACCAACGCCCGUGGUGAUGUCGGUGCCGUUGUUGGCUGCCUGCGAUACUAUGGUGGUUGGGCCGACAAGAUCGAGGGAAAGACCAUUGAUAUUGCCCCUGACAUGUUCCACUACACCCGAUCUGAGCCUAUUGGUGUCUGCGGUCAGAUCAUCCCCUGGAACUUCCCUCUUCUUAUGUUGGCAUGGAAGAUUGGCCCUGCCCUGGCCACUGGUAACACUAUUGUCAUGAAGACUGCUGAGCAGACUCCUCUCUCUGCCCUGGUUUUCACUCAGUUCAUCGAGCAGGCUGGUUUCCCUGCUGGUGUUUUCAACCUUGUUUCUGGCUUCGGCAAGACUGCCGGUGCUGCUCUCUCUGCCCACAUGGACGUUGACAAGAUCGCUUUCACUGGUUCCACCGUCAUUGGCCGACAGAUCAUGAAGUCCGCUGCUUCCUCUAACCUCAAGAAGGUCACCCUUGAGCUUGGUGGCAAGUCUCCCAACAUCGUCUUUGACGAUGCUGAUAUUGAGGAGGCUAUCAACUGGGUCAACUUCGGCAUCUACUACAACCACGGCCAGUGCUGCUGUGCUGGUACCCGUAUCUUUGUCCAGGAAGGCAUCUACGACAAGUUCCUCGCUGCCUUCAAGAAGCGAGCUGAAGAGAACAAGGUCGGCGAUCCUUUCAAUGAGGAGACCUUCCAGGGCCCCCAGGUCUCUCAGCUUCAGUACGACCGCAUUAUGGGUUACAUUAAGGCUGGCAAGGACGAGGGUGCUACCGUUGAGACCGGUGGUGAGCGCCUCGGCAACAAGGGUUACUUUAUCAAGCCCACUAUCUUCUCCAACGUACGUCCCGACAUGAAGAUCAUGCAGGAGGAGAUCUUUGGCCCUGUCUGCGCCAUUUCCAAGUUCAAGGAUGAGAAGGAGGUCAUUGAUCUUGCCCACGAUACCGCCUACGGUCUCGCUGCCGCCGUCCACACCAAGAACCUCAACACAGCUCUCCGAGUUUCCAACGCAUUGAAGGCCGGCACUGUCUGGGUGAACUGCUACAAUAUGCUCCACCAUCAAUUGCCUUUUGGCGGCUACAAGGAGUCUGGAAUUGGUCGGGAAUUGGGCGAGGCUGCGUUGGCGAACUACACACAGAACAAGUCUGUUGCCAUUAAGCUUCCGCCUGACGCUUUCAACAGCUCGGUCGACCCCAGCGCUCCCUGCCUUACUAGUAUUCCUUCAGUUUCAGGAUCCCACCACACGCCUCACGAACUUCAUGGGCCGGACCCCAAUCUCAAUAGCCAAAGCGACUCACUCUGCCCGCGAAUUGCCCUGGACGAGAGCCAACUGCUCUGCAGCCUGCUUUUCAUGCUUAGCGCCAUGAGCCACCAAACGGCCAAGCAUAUUCCCAGUGUAUGCCAUAUAACCGACUUCAAGUGGCUAUUUCAUCCCCGACAAGGCGAUGAUGACGGAGCACUUGUGGAUGCCGCAGUUUUCAACAAGAUAUUCAUCGAUAUCGAGAAAUUCAGGGACGCCAUAGUCACUGACGAUAGUGCAUAUUUCGAAACACUGCCUCCAAAACUGGACAGCCUUCGCCGACACGGACGUGGGGCUUUGGUCCUCAACAACUGGAAGGACGGACAGUGUAGCUUUGUGGAGCACAAGCGUACAAAGUUCAACGACAGGAACAUUAUGUUUUUACCUUAUAAAGCCGUUACUGCCGCCCUUAUAACGGUCAAACAGAACCCCCCCUUAGCCCCGAAACCACCAGGGAGGCGUUUGUCUGCGCCGCUAGUAUCGACAAGCUCGUCCAAUAAGCCAUCUACCGGCAUACUUGGUAUGGCCGUUAAGGCGCUCAUCGCCGAAGAAACCCAACACUUUUUUUUUUACCAUUCCGCCGAGUUUAUUCCCCAAGUCCUUGAAGAUGGCGAUAGCGAGGCCGGAGAGGACCACCAGCCAGCCCAAACGAUGGUACCAGUCAAUCGCGGCAUCGACCUUGCUAGUGAGGACGUUGGUUUCCUCCUUGAGACCAGCUCGAACACCAAAACAAACAGCUAUCAACGCAAUCAGGAGACAUCCUUCGCCGACAACAGCAAAACCUGGCCGAGAAUCGAUAAGCUAGAGACAAUGGAAUGUUAUGACAUUCGGGCGACUGGUGCAUCUAGCAACAUGUGGUCUGGGAUAUCUCGAUUGAGGCAACCUUCCGCGCGUUCCACAAAGCCAGUGCCGAUGUCUUUGAACCCGGAACGCCAGAUCCUCAAGGGCAACGCCAGUACCAACUACUCGCAAGGUAAUUCAGCAAAUCCAAUCUCAUUGGUGCGAACUUGGACGACAGGAGCCCCUGGUCCAAAAGCUGGCCGAAGCCCACGCCCUUGA
Fusarium tjaetaba is the source of this 2673-nucleotide messenger RNA. Its product is annotated as aldehyde dehydrogenase. The record is from RefSeq and is a predicted model, not a curated record. The coding region runs from base 1 to 2673 and encodes 890 amino acids. NCBI's taxonomy places the organism in Eukaryota, Fungi, Ascomycota, Sordariomycetes, Hypocreales, Nectriaceae. Gene Ontology annotation, molecular function: aldehyde dehydrogenase (NAD+) activity. The transcript is spliced from 7 exons.